Molecule: messenger RNA, 1773 nt
Organism: Solenopsis invicta (red fire ant)
Lineage: Eukaryota; Metazoa; Arthropoda; Insecta; Hymenoptera; Formicidae
Exons: 5
Coding region: 244-1398 (384 amino acids)
Cellular component (GO): cytoplasmic microtubule
Source: RefSeq, a predicted model, not a curated record
UGAAAUGUUUUACACCGGAUGUUGGCGAUACUGGCGUGCUUUUGCAUAUUAGGGUUAUACGCAGUUACUGCCCGGUAUGUAAACAAAAUUGUUUAUGUGGUAACGGCAGGAAAGCGACGUAUGUGCGAAACGAAGAAAAUUAUGCGGUAAAAAGACAUCAAUCAGAUGUCCCGGAACGUUAUUUCUCCGAAAUGUAAAUUAUAAGUGCAGCAGAGUGACAAAUACAAAUUUUUGUCAAAAAAAAUGAAAGUAACGACGUUGAAGGGCAUUUUCCCUGAUCCCAAGCCAGUCAGAAGAAAGAAUUUUAUUCAGGAAAACGUAAGAAACCUCCGGCGAAUGGAACAAUGCUUCCAAGCAAGCAAAGAGGUGGAAGAGUUCCAAAAAUUACAACUACACAAGCAUCACAAGACUACAGACAAGUAUCAAAAUGUGCCUGCAAAAGUGGUUACUAUUCGAGACAAAAAGAAACGCACAGAGAGCUGUAAUAUUGAUCGAACAUCAACUGAAAAGGUGGAAAUUGACGAACAAGCACAGAAUGGGACCAAUGCAUUUGAGUACGAUAAAAAGCAUGCUGCUACUAAAAAGAUUGUUGAACCAGGAAUGAAUAACAUGUCAGGUAGACAAAAGAGGACUAGUAAGCAUAAGAUUCAGCAGAAAUUGCAACCACAGGUUUUGUCCGAACCAAAUGUCUUGCACAAGUCUAAUAACGCUGUAAAUGAUGUGGAUAUACAAAAUACUGUCAAAUAUAAAAGUCAAGGAGUCCAGACUUUAGAUACAGAUGAACUGGAAAGUAUAUACUCCGAAGGUAUUAUUCGAUAUCCAAGCAAAGUUACAAAACAUGAAACAGCAAAUGGCGAUUUAAAUAAGCAAGAGGAGAAGAUUUCGAAGAAACAAUCUGAUUCUCCUGUGGAUAGAGGUGACACGCAUGGUCUCGAAGAUUUGCAGAAAAUCGAUUUACAAAAUUCUACAUCGUCGGCGCCUAAAGAAGAGAUCGAUUUUAUCAAAUUGAAUAAAGAACGCACUUCUGUUGCUAAUAAAUUGAUGACACAACUUAACAAUGGUGUACCACCUCCGAAUUAUCGCAAGGGAGUUGUACCUAAAUAUCUUCGAGAGAGAAAGGAAGCACAAGAAAAGGAGCAAAAAGCCAAAGCGGAAGCAUUGCAGUCUGAUUGUCCAGAGGGUCAUGUGCCUUUACCUGAUCAUGAACGCAAGGAGACGCUACGAUUAUUAAAGAAAAAUUAUCAAGAUUAUGUCAACGAAUUAAACAUGAUGCCCAUAAAAACGGAUACUCUCAGAGCACAAAGGCGCAAGAUCGAAAUAGAGAAGCAAUUGAAUAAACUGGAAGAGGGGAUCAAAGUGUUUUCGCGUCCAAAAGUCUAUGUGAAGAUAAAUGCAUAGUGUUGCAUUGCUUUACUCUCAAAAUGUAACGCGUACCUUUAAUAAUAUUUAUGUCCGUCCCGUAUUUCAAUCCAAAAUACUGUAUAUUGUUUCGAGAAUCCAAUGUGACAAACUUGAUUGUAUUUUGUUAUUACAUAAUGGUGGAAACUGUACACAUUUCUCAUCAAACUAACCAAUUUUGUAUAUACAUGAAAAAUUGGCUGGCUUGAUUCGAUUGACGUCUAGCGUUAAAAAAUUGGAAACAAAGAAAAAUACUCUUUAGAAACAGAGAAAGAUACAUUGAACUAUUUUCAUACAAGCACAGUCUGGAUUUUGCUAGCAAUUGUGUAGAUAGGAAUAUCUCCUUUUAAAAAUAUAAAUAUUUUAUUUAAUAAA